This is a messenger RNA of Astyanax mexicanus (Mexican tetra), 1855 nucleotides long. RefSeq names its product INO80 complex subunit B (gene ino80b). Gene Ontology annotation, cellular component: Ino80 complex. Gene Ontology annotation, biological process: chromatin remodeling. The coding region runs from base 324 to 1337 and encodes 337 amino acids. NCBI's taxonomy places the organism in Eukaryota, Metazoa, Chordata, Actinopteri, Characiformes, Acestrorhamphidae. The transcript is spliced from 5 exons. The record is from RefSeq and is a predicted model, not a curated record.
GGUUACAGUAGGCGCUGCUGUGGAAAGCGAUGCUAACACAAGACUGAACUGCAGCAAGUUAAUAAAUGUUUUUACGAAUUUGCUGUAAAACGCGGAGCUGUUGGUUUAAUAACCAGUUAGACUACUGUUGCCGUUGAGGGAGUUUGAUGGUUGUAGCUCGCUGGUUUUGCUAAACUAGACAGUUAGCUUGCUAGCUAGGACACAGUAGAAGCUAGCUGGCUAGCUAGCUAAUUUAGGGCUAACAUACUCUUUUAAGGUAAUACACAGCGUGCUGCUACAAUGUGGACCAGCUGAGUGUUCACACACCCAACUAAAACAGCUCAAUGGGGAAAAGGAAAGACAUGAUUCACCCAAGGUUUCUUGUAGGAGAUGAAGAUGACUAUAGUGCCCACAGGAAGAAACAUAAAAAGCACAAGAAACAUAAAAAAAAGCAUCACCGCGAUGAUGGACACAGCUUCUCCUCCGAGGCUCUAGAAUCAGACUCUGGCAUUGUGCUAAAACCUCCGCAGCUGAAGCUAAAGAUCAAAUUAGGAGGACAGACACUGGGCACCAAGAGUGUGCCAACUUUUACGGUGGUUCCAGAGGCUCUGCAGUCCCUGUCUCCUUUGAUUGUGGAUAGUGAUGAUGACGACUCUGAUGACGAAGAUGAUGAUGAGCCAUCAGAAGGAGUACCUAUUGAGCAGUACAGAGCCUGGCUGGAUGAGGACAGUAACCUGGACCCUUCUCCUCUGCCAGACAUGGACACAGAUUCGUUUGUGGAAGGUCCCUUAGAUGAGGAGGAGAAGUGGCUUGAUGCACUGGAGAAAGGAGAACUGGAUGAUAAUGGAGAGCUCAAGAAGGAGAUAGAUGAGUCUCUUCUCACUGCCAGACAGAAAGCGCUCUUACACAAGCAGCAGAGCCAGCCUCUACUGGAGCUGCCCAUGGGCUACAAAGAGAAGGAGAUGACUGCAGAGAUGCUGCAAAAGCGUGAAGAACGAGCACGUAAGAGACGGCUCCAGGCUGCCAAAAAGGCAGAGGAGAACAAGAACCAGACUAUUGAGAGGCUCACCAAGACCAGCAAGGCCAAGAUCAAAAGCAUGAAAGAGCGAAAGUCCAAGCAGGCACAAGUACCCAUGGUGCGAUACUUGGAUUCUGCCCAGGGGGCAGCCAUCUCUUACCCAGUUGGGGUGCCUGCUCCAGCCCCUGGCCCUCCAUUGCUGCUGCCUCCAGCUCCAGUGAACUGUGGUGUUUCUGGAUGCACCAAUCUGAAGAAGUACUCCUGCUCCAAGACUGGGACUCCACUCUGCAGUUUGGACUGCUAUAAGAAGAACAUGUUGCUUGUGCAAAGUGCAGCUUGAAGAGCUUACGUAACCCAUAACACAGCUGUCAGUAAACUAACUCAGAUUAGGAGUUUGUAGAUUUACAAUGUGUACAGUGCAGGAUUUUUCAGUAGUGGGACAUUCUGGAUUGCACAGACUGCAGAAUAAAAUUCUUUAUUGUUCCUUUAAAUGUACAUUUUUGACCAGUGUUAAAAUCCACAGAGAUUUGCUUGCUCACCUUCAGCAACCUUUUUUUCAAUGCUUCAAAAUGUAAUUCAUUAACUUAAUUUUUUUUUUUUCAUUUAUUUUUAACUCAAUGACUCGUGAGUGAAGUUUAUUUGAUGUUUUUUUACUUUUUAACUUUAGUUAACAAGGAGAACUUGGACUCUGAUCCAGGAUCCACAGGCCUUUUGUAAAUAUUCUUUUUAACCAUGUGAUACAAAGAAAUCUCUCCCAGUCUUUAUUCUGCUGAGAAUAUUUAAAUGUAUAUUUUCAUUUGAUGCAAUUAUGUUAAACAUUCAAAAGUAAACAGUGUGCUAAAUCAAUAUAGACAUGAA